Molecule: messenger RNA, 1335 nt
Organism: Brugia malayi
Lineage: Eukaryota; Metazoa; Nematoda; Chromadorea; Rhabditida; Onchocercidae
Gene: Bma-wve-1
Product: WH2 motif family protein
Exons: 6
Coding region: 1-1335 (444 amino acids)
Biological process (GO): positive regulation of Arp2/3 complex-mediated actin nucleation; actin cytoskeleton organization
Cellular component (GO): SCAR complex; cytoskeleton
Molecular function (GO): protein kinase A regulatory subunit binding; Arp2/3 complex binding; actin binding
Source: RefSeq, a predicted model, not a curated record
AUGCCGCUAACUAGGCGUGCAAUCUCACCGGUUAACGUAAGCCUUCAUCGUUUGCCAUCUUCAAUACAGCAAGAUGAAUUGGAAUGCGUUGCCAAUGGUACCUUAGCAAAUCUAAUUCGACAAUUGAGUUCGUUAAGCCGACAUGCUGAACAUAUUUUUGGUGAAGUUUAUCAUGAAGCUGUAAAAUUGGAUCAUAAAACAAAUACUUUAUCGCAGAGAAUUGAAAGAUUAACGCAUAAGGUGACACAGUUGGACUACACCCAAGAACAAGUGUCACUUGAAGAUUUGCAUAUGCGAAAACCAUUCAAAAGUAGCUGUAUAAUUGAUCAGCAUACAUUAGAUCGUCAAACGUUACCUUCUGCUUUAGCAGAAUGUUAUGCUACUUGUGAUCCUCCACCUAAUCUGGAUGCUCUAAAUCCUUAUAGAGAUGACAAGAAGAAUGCACUUAGGUAUUAUACUGAUCCGUCAUAUUUCUUCGAUUUAUGGAGGCAAGAAAUGUUGAAAGAUGUUGGUGAUGGACGACGUGGACGUUCCAUUAGGUCACCAACUGAAAAUAAAAGUCCUCGAAAGAAACGCAAUCGUCAGCCUGUGACAAAUAAUAUUGGAAGAGAUUCCAUUCCAAGAUAUUCUGUUGCAUCACAACAGCGUUCUGCAGACAUCAUGCAUUUUCCAGCAGAAUAUCAAGCACCUCAGAUAGUACAUAUUGAUCAAGUUCGCGCACCGGCCGGAAUGAGUGUACCCACAAAUAAUGGAUACACCACCACGAUACCAAUGACUUCAGUCGCGCCUUUUGUUUCACCCAUCAAAGAGGAAUUGCCAGUUGUUCCAGCUGAUAACCAAAUAGCUAGUCAGUUGGCCGACAUCGAUUUGCAAGACGAUGCUCUUUUGGAGGAUGAUCUUCCUCCACCACCACCGCCCCUCAUGCAUACCUCACUAGUUUGUCAAAUGCCGUCUCCACCUACAAUGCAGUAUGUCGCUCCAUCUUCUAAUUCUAUUCCACCUCCGCCUCCUCCUCCACCACCUAUACCCGGUGUCACCUCCGCUGCAACAGCUACCCAAUCGCCCGUCAUUGUUGCAUCUUUUGCUAAUAAAGAGGAAAUGAAAAACGAGACAUCCGUUAUUCAAGUUUCUGAUACACGUUCGAAUCUACUCGCUGAAAUACAGUCUGGCAUAAAACUCAAACAGGUGCAAAGAAAAGAACAGGCAGCGGAAGAAAAAGCAGCUGCAGAAGCGAAUGAUGUUGCAGCCAUAUUGCGUCGUAGGAUGGAACAUAUUUUGGGGCAUUCCGAUAGUAAUAGCGAAUCGCCAACAGAUGAUGAUGAAGAAUGGGAUUAG